UUUGCUCGCGCCACCCGCGCAGCUCACUCGUGUUUAAAAAACUUUGCGUCGCUUUUAUAAAAACAUCUUUCCGAAUUUUAAUUUGGAACGUUUCCGACCGGUAAAGUCGGUUUAACUGUCGCUUUUAAGCGAACUCUUGUUGGCCGUUCAAAUUUCGCAUUGCGAUUCGAAGGUGAUAUUGCUUCACGCUGUUACGCCUGUGCCUUAACAGAUAACUGUGAAGAAACGUGUGUAAGCUUCCAAGUGUUGUUAUAGCGGAAUUAGUGCUACAUCAGUGCAUUGUGGAAGUUUGUAUUUAGUGGAAAGUGUCUUUGUCAUCGUGUCGUAUGUUACAAGACGCUCGUACCGUUUUCUCUAAAGCGAAUGCGAGAAAUUGUUUUAUGAUUGAGUUCAUGCGACCAUAGCAGUUGCACACUGUAUUCCUCAUGUCAACCACUUAAUGCACGAAUUGGCCGAGAGACGACCGCUAUCAGCAAAGAAAAGGCAAAGGGGCGCCCAGAACCCAAAAUGUGACCACCGACCAUUGAACCAAAACAAACAAACGCACUCUUCAAAUUCAUGAGUCUGACAAGAUUACAUGAUCAAGACCAAUUCACUUAUUUAUUAUACAUUAUUAUUUAAAGAUAAAGGAAAAACGAAUCUAGUCGCUGUAGUUCUUUUAAACACGAAGCAAUUUAGACUUAAACAUAUUAUACAUGGAGUUGAUAUUGAAAUAACAACUGCUGAAGUACAAAGAAUAUAGAGGAAUUGAUAGAGAGUACAAAACGAACUCGGGAAUACUAAGAUUGAUUUAGCAGUAAAUUGAUUAUUUUAGUUUUUCCCGAAGUAAAACGAAAAACACAAGAUGUCUGCGAGUUUCGAGCAUUCUGCAAUGAAGAGCAGUUUCUCGCUGUCAUCUCUGCGGAGCGCAGCCGCGCCUCCUGGCGGACGCUGCGACCAACUAGAGCGGCCAUACCAUAGCCUUACUAAGAAGAGGAAAGAGCCUUGCCGCGAGGCAUGGCGGCGCAGCUGGGGCUCGGCUGCGAGCGGUGGCAGCGCUGGCGACGACCUCUGGCCGCUGCUGCAGCACCACUACGACUACAUCAUGGACAACCAGAUCAUUGAUAGCUGCAGGGAGGCAAACGGCGAGUUACUAUCGCACAACUGGACCUCACACGGUCCUCGCUUACUGAACCCGACGUCGGGCGCCAACCGUCAGUGGUCGCUCAGUCAGCUGGUAGCAGAGUUCACUGAGUUAUGUCAGUGGCUGACACACGUGCAAGAGGAGAUAUACUCUAGUCCGGAGAACCUGUCCAGUAGGAAGCUGAGGAAGAGUCGCAUGGCCGAGCUGGUAUCGGUGGAACAUCGUCGUGUGAAAUUUGUGGAGCAGGCGUCUGCUAUACUGGAUCGAAUACCGGAAGCCGGUGCUGAGGUAACAUGGCGCAUGGAACAUCUGAACGUGAAGUGGGAGAGUCUCCGACUCCUGCUGAGUCCUGAGCAGCAGCAGAGGGAAGGAGACUGCUCCGAUACUGUUGAUCCAGCACACGAGCUGCGUUGUCUGCGGCGUUGGCUUCACGUGAUGGAAGGUCGUCUGCCGCCACCCUCACUGACUGCCCGCGCUCAGCCCUACCACGACCUGCUCAGGAAACUGAGAGAACAUCAGGUAUUGCAACGCGACGUGGAAUGCCACGGGCGCAUCGUAAGCUCGGUGGUCAGGCUGUGUGGCGGCGGGGACGCGGCGCGCGCACUUGAACGACGCUGGCAUCUGCUAUAUUUGCGUGCUAUCGAGUGGCAGUGCCAUCUGGAGGCCUGUCUCGCCAAGAGUGACAACCAGGGUUGCCUCUCUGUCGAGGCGGCGAGCGACAGUGACGAGGAACCGGCGCUAAAACAACCUCGGCUGUGUCGGGGCUCACCACGCAGGCGUACCCCCCAGCCUAGACCGAGGCACCCCUCACUCGAUAGCAGACAGUCCGCUUCUGAGGAGGAGGGCGAAGAUGUGUUGAGGUGCGAGUGGAGAGAUUUCGUACCGGAGCGCGAGAGCGCGCGGCGGCGGCGCGACAUGGACCGCAGCGAUGAGCACCGCGUGCCCGACCUCACGCACCUCACAGACCUCGCAGACCUCACGGACCUCACGCACCACAACGACGUCGUGGACGGACACACACCGCCCCACAGCAGACUCAAUGGCCUCAGUACGCAAGAGACGGAAUCGAUGAAUUUCCACGAACAUACCAAAACACCGCCAACGGUUGUUAAAAGAAAAAAACCAGUCGACACGUCAAAAUUCAAUCAAACCGAUAGGAAAUCCAAGAACUGUGCAACUUUCUACUUCAGACACCACGACACGGAUUCUGACGGACGGCAAAUGAUCGAGACGGACGAGAAAUCACAAGAAUCAUCUGAAGAAGAAUGGACAUAUGUUGGAAAUCCUAAAAUUGCAAAUGAAGAUUCCACGGACCUGAUGACAUCGUCUAUUGAAAUACAAUGCGAAUUGACACUGGAUGAAAAGAAGGAUAAGCCAUCACCUAAGCCGAAGUUAGAAUCGUCAACACCGGACUUAUUGAAAGUGGAAGCGAGGUGUAAAGAUAUAGAGAGGCUGGUGAUACAGGCGGAGGAAUUGGUGCAGAAGCAGGCGCAGCAUCAAAUGGCCAAGAAGAAGAAUUCGAGGAAUUUUAAAUCGUCGUUGAUAGAUGAGGAAGGGAAGUCAGUCAGCAGGGGGAAGAUGUCUCGGAUUAAGGAGUGGCUCAACCAAAGUACGGAAGACGAACGAAACAAGAAUGAAACCAAUCAGUGUACGGAGAGUUACGAUGCUUCGGGUGAAUACACCACAGAAAGUGAAGUGGAUACUUCUUUGACUUCUGAAGAGCGCAACUUGCAUUCGUCUAUGGACAUGAGUACAUCAACUUGUACAGUCACACCGACACAUCAGGCCAAGGUGCAGUUACGCAAGAAGAGAUGUGGUCCACGGCCGUGGUCGGUCUCGUGUCUGUCGCAGCUUCCCGCGCGCUCAGACAUCGCCCACAACAUGUCCAUCUCCGAGUCCGCACUCAACACACUUGCCUCGCCACAGAGAGUCACUCCCGCAGACUCUAACGCACUACGCGGUAGUUCCACUACGGUACAGGGGCACGUGUCGAGCACGAACACUAUGACGGAGGCGUGCACGUCGUGUGUGGAGGCGGGCGAGAGGCAGUGCUGGGUGCGACGCAAGCGACUCAAGUUGCGCAAGCACGUCGCCGACACGCGUCACUCCCACGUCCGCGACCGCGAUCGCCUCGUCAAGUCGCGCUCCUUCUGCGGCCGUCUCAGUCCCGAGAUAGAGGACAAGAAUGAGAGGAGUGCCGCCAGCGAUCCCGCUACCAGCAGGAAGAAUAGGUUUGACACAACAUCGACGUCGGGCAAUGAAAGUGAUGAGGAACUAAUAAAGCAGCAGUUGGCAACGGUAGCUCACCUGCGCAGAAGUAUCGAGAAGACGCACAUCACCGCUAAAGAAGACAGUGCCAUUCCAGAACAGAACGAGCCGGAAGCCGUCACCCCGAGCUUCAAACUGGGCCCAGAAGGAGGGCCAGUCAGACCGAGGAUGGCGAGGAGUUCAGAGAGGGAAAAGUCCUUCUUGGCGCUGAGUUUAGGAGAUCCGAGUCAACUGUGGGAUCUCAGUAUAGACAAGGAUUCCGAUAUUGAUAAAAGUGUGACAGCCGGCACUGAGGAGCAUAGCUCGUUCUCGGAGCAGGCCUGGGACUUCUAUCAGGAAAAAUACAACUCAGAGCCGUACUCGGAGGCGCCGGACUCUGACGGUGCGCGGAGACUGCUGGAGUUCGGCGACGACUACCGCGCCUACCUCGACUCCCAGUCAGACUGCUGCUCCAGUCUGUCCGCGCAGCCCGAGCGCCCCGCCAGCCCCGCCAGCCCCGCCGCCCGCCGCCUGCCGCGACACAAGCGCCCGCCGCGAGCCUCGCCCCUCCCCCGGCUCGACUCGCCUCUCAGGAAACCCAAAAAAUCCAUCACCACCGCGGAACGGAAAAAGAUGCUCCUCGACACCCUCGAAAAAUCCAGAAACAGCGUCGAGAGCAACGAGUGUCGCAGGCGCAAGCCCUCCGACAGCGACCGCAAGAACAAGCGCUCGCCCGAGUUCGACCUCCUCAACGUGCAGGCGCUCAGCCGCCGCCGGCACAGCUCCAACAUCACCAGCGACGAGGUCAACAGCUCGCUCGAGUACACCGAGGUCAACAACAGACCCGACAUCCUGGACUCCUUGAACAGGAGAAGAAAGAACACAGACAAGGACGCCGAGAGCGAGCUCCAGAAAGUGGCGCUGUCGGAGCUGAGGCGGAGGUCGACGGAGGGCGCCGACUCGGAGGACUCGAGCCCCAAGAAGCACAGCCGGAGGAACUGGGAGGGCGAUUCCGACUCUGAGGAGGAGGUCCGCUCGCUGAUCCGGCGCUCCGGCUCGCAGCUGGAGGCGGCCGAGGCGGCCAUGGCGCGCCACGACUCCUCGCCGGACCUCCUGCGCGCCUUCGACUACACGGAGAUCGUAGCGCGUUGCCGCGAGAACAUCAACAUGUUGGACGCGGCGCUCGCCGACGGCUCAGUUUUGUCUUCAGCAUUGCAAAGAGAUAUAAGAGCGGUAUCCGCAAGAUGGUCAGCACUACGAGCGGCUGCGUUACGUCGCGGCGGUGCGAGACGGCUGCGGCGAGAAAUCGCAGCUUUGCGGGAGACCCUCGACGAUGUCUGCGAGCCCGGGGACUGCGCCCCGCAACCGCACACCAGAGCACAGCUUAAUAGAAGAAUCGAUGAGCUAAAGGAACGUUUGUCACGUCUGUUGGAAUGCAAGGUGUCAAUGCUGAAGCUGACAGUAUCAGUCCGCCGCACCCUGGGCGAGGGCGCUGACGACACACUGACUGAGGACCUCACCGCGUUACUUGCCGCGUGGGACGAUGCUCACCAACGGACAUCAAACGAGUUACUCUCGCUAGAGAAGGCUGUGUCCGCGUGGGCGGAGUGGGAGAGUGCUCUCAGAGAGCUGCAGGGGGCGCUGCGGGGCGACAUGGCCACACUGCAGUCGCUGCGCGGACGCAGCGGUCAGACUGACCUCGAUAAGAUACGACAACUCGCAGCCUCGCUGGUCGACAAGAAGAAGGGCGGGUCGACGUGCGACUCGCUGUCAGACUCUGGUAUCUCAGACGGUGACAGUGAGGCGGCGGGCGGACGUGCGCGGCGGCUGUGCGCGCUGCGGGAACUGGCGCGCCGGCUGCAGGCCGCGCUCGCUCCCGCCUCGCCCGCACACCGCGCCAUCGCCAAGCGUAUGGAGCAAACCGAGAACGAAGUGAAAACUUUGCAAGAAUCUUGCCGGGCCCUCGUCGAACAGAGCAUACCCGAUCUUAAAAUUGACGAUGACAUAGAGACAAUUAGCACAGUCGCCGGCGGGAAGACCGGGGCAGGAGAUCCGGACUACAGCCCGCGCAGUGGCUGGGUGUGGCGCGUCCUCCGCUCCUCGCUGCCCAUACAGCUGUGUCUGGUGGCGCUGCUGCUGGCCGCAUGGCUCGUGGAGAGGCCGCGUUGUUGCGACGCUCUCAACUCGCUCGCUCAGACACUCACCCCGCAACUGCGCUAUGUACGCGGCCCGCCGCCAGUCUGAACGCAUCCUAACACUAUGGUCUACGGAGCUUGUCUAUGGUUACAGUUUGACAUUUGAGAAUGGCGGGAAUUACUUUCCUACAAAUUGUUGAUUGCAAUAACAUCGACAAUAAUCGAAUAACAAACUUAUUGUUUAAAAUCGAUUGUUUUGUAACGGACUUAAUUUUACAAUAUACGAUUAUUACAUUUUAAUCUUUUAAAAGAAACAAUGACCUAAAGUGGAAAUUUUUCUUGAGUUUCCGUUAGUUUAUGAACGUGGUUGUGUAACUUUUUGUUAUCGAUGUGAAACAUCAUGUUAUCGAUGAUGAAUACGAGACAUCGAUAUUCUAUAAAUUAAAAAGAGGGCUGAACAUCCCUGACCUGUAAUUUGUCGAUGGAAGAGUGGUUGAAGUUCUGCCCAUUUUUCGACUGCGACAAGGUUGUGAGUGGUUUUUCAUUUUGACAAUACCUUUAUUCGAAAAACAACAAACUUCUAGGUAUAUGUUAAAAAUGUAAACUGUUCGAAUAAGGUAUGUAAUUUAGUUAUUAAAAGAGACGGAAGGACGGAAAUGGUAUUGUGGAAAAUGGUUUACAAGUAUAGUAGUGUACGGUUUAUUUUUUUUCUAUAAAGACACUACUAAUAUAGUUUUUUUGCUAUUGAGAGGAUUGUUACGCGAAAGAAAUCAUUUUAUAAUUAUUUUGAAGUGUUUACUUAGAUAGAGAGAUUGUUUUAGAUAGGAGACGACUAACAUAUCUUGAAAUGAAUGUAGUAAGUUUUCAAAUUAUCAAAUUAAAAA
Molecule: messenger RNA, 6389 nt
Organism: Papilio machaon (common yellow swallowtail)
Lineage: Eukaryota; Metazoa; Arthropoda; Insecta; Lepidoptera; Papilionidae
Gene: klar
Exons: 24
Coding region: 845-5614 (1589 amino acids)
Cellular component (GO): membrane
Source: RefSeq, a predicted model, not a curated record